AUGCUUGUUAGCCCAUCAGGCAACAUCCAAAAGCGCUCGCGCCAGCACCGCCGUCAAAUCUCUAUCCCAGUAGCCUUGGAGGCAGCCAAUCCUCCCAACCUCCCAGCUGCUGCAAUGCAACGCUACUCAAUGCACAAGCGAGGAUCGAGCCUUGACCAGCGAGCACACCUCAUCCCCAAAGAUAGCUACACAACAAGACACCCCAAUGUGCUCCGAGAAACCCAGCAACAACAACACAUGAGCCGGCUCAACCAGCCGUACUUUGACCAGUCACACAUCCAUAUGUCGUCAAAUACCGAUUGCCAACAACUCGGUCCUGGCGGCUUGAACGUUUUUACUAACCCGUCUAGCAAUGAAAACAUUGUCAAUUAUGCUUGCAUGGACAAUGGUAGCUUUGACAUUGAAAUCGAAAACCUUAAAAAUCGCCAGUCAAAGCCCACCGUUCCCAAUGUACAGCAACAACAACAACAACACACGAAGGCUGGCAUGAACUUCGCCAAUGGUCUGGAUAGCCAACUAUUGAACGAAGAGUCAUGGAACUCCUACGCAAUCGGCCAAUCAGGAUUGCCUCAAGUAUACGACCUACGACGCAUGUCCGUUCAGUCAGACCUUUCCCAGCACUCGUACACUCCAUCAACACCAAAAAAACAGAUGCACCCAAACUAUGUGCCACUUACUCCAGACACUACUCCCUUUCGGAGAACUGUAACCUAUACUCAGAAUGCACGCAGGUCGCCCACAAAAAAUAUCGUCUACCAGACGGCCCAACCCGCGUACAUGGAAAGAGCCAAGUCACUCCAAGGAGUGCCUGGAAGCAAUUUUGCCGAGCCUCAAAUUGAUGUCCCCUCUCCCCCUAACACUGCCCCUGUUGAUUAUGAUUCUUUUGAUAUGCUUACCAGCCAGGAGAGUGAUUUCGAAAGUACAGAGUUUCAACCGCCGUCCGAAAGCAAGACUUUCAGUUCGAAUGACAAGCAAAACUAUGUUCAGUUAUCGUCAGCCUCUACGUCGUUCCAGUCAUCGCCUGAAAUCGCCUAUAUGCCACUUCCCACAGCAAAUAUGUCCAAAACACCAAAAGUGCCCAUCGAGCCAGCAACACCAUCCAGGUCAAGCCCACAGAAUAUGGAAAGCCCAUCACCAGACUCGCCAUCCAAAUCCAAGUUGUCUCCCAGGGUUGCUUCUAUCGACAAUCUCAACCUUGAUAACCGCGUCCAGGCUUCCAUUGCCGAAACUGGAAUCUCAAUUGACGAAAUCGCAUCCUAUAUUUCCGGUCCCGACCCCGUGGACGGCAAAUGGGUCUGCGUACACCCUGGCUGCGACAGACGAUUCGGCCGCAAGGAGAACAUCAAGUCACACAUCCAAACCCACCUUGGUGACCGACAAUACAAAUGUGAUCACUGCCACAAGUGCUUCGUUCGGGGCCACGACCUCAAGCGACAUGCCAAGAUCCACACAGGUGACAAGCCUUACGAAUGUCCCUGUGGAAAUGUAUUUGCCCGACACGAUGCCUUGACUCGCCACAGACAGCGCGGGAUGUGUGUUGGAGGUUACACUGGUGUGGUGCGAAAGACAACUAAGCGCGGUCGCCCUAAGAAGAACCGGCCAGAAAUGGAUGAACGUCAAGACAAAGCUGCUCGAACUCGCGCAAAGAUCACUUCCAGCAAUGCAGCGCCAUCCGUAUCAGGCUCAGACAGUUCGUGUGGCUCGCCUCCUUCCGACGUAUUUGAAAGCAUGAGUAUCCAAGGAUCCAGCCCACUAGAUGAGAUGACCUUGUUCGAGGCAAACAACUACUGCCAUCCAUCCGAGGUCUUCACGUUCACUCCUCCAGCAUCUCCAGGAUACAGCACCGGCAAUAAGCCCUCACCUGCCCAGAGUGUUCGAUCUCACAGCCCAUUCAGCGAUGGUGGUUAUCUUUCCGGGUCUUCGUCCAGAUCCGGCCUUGAGAAUAUCCCAGAAGAAAUUCCCGACCUGCCUCUAAUCUCCGAGGCCGCGGGCUGCUUUGACGAGCCAGAAAACGCAUUGCACUCGGCUCUCGCCGGCUUUUCAUCACCCCACACCGUGCCUUCUCUUGUGGGCUCCAAGGCCGGAGCCGACAUUGAUAUCUUCAUGAACAAUGACUCUAGCUUUUCGGAUUUCAGCAAUGGGUCGAGUUUCCCCAGUGACAUGGAUUUAUUCCCCGCUAAACCUGCUCCCACUUUGAAUGACGACAUUUUCUUGGACUUCACCGAAGAUCAGUCGCACGACUCCUUCUUCUGA
Talaromyces rugulosus is the source of this 2253-nucleotide messenger RNA. RefSeq lists its product as uncharacterized. Gene Ontology annotation, molecular function: RNA polymerase II cis-regulatory region sequence-specific DNA binding; DNA-binding transcription factor activity, RNA polymerase II-specific. The coding region runs from base 1 to 2253 and encodes 750 amino acids. NCBI's taxonomy places the organism in Eukaryota, Fungi, Ascomycota, Eurotiomycetes, Eurotiales, Trichocomaceae. Gene Ontology annotation, biological process: regulation of transcription by RNA polymerase II. Gene Ontology annotation, cellular component: nucleus. The transcript is spliced from 2 exons. The record is from RefSeq and is a predicted model, not a curated record.